UUUUAUCCCUGCAGAUUCCCGAUAUCGCCCCCGCUGUGAGAGACGUGAUGAUGAACCGAACAUUCGUGAUCAUUGAACUGAAGUUCCCGGAAUUUGUGGCUCAUGACUGGGAAGUGUGGUUCACCGAGAAGCUCAUCCCUGUCCUCCCCAGUUUCACCGCAGAAAUGCUGCUUAAGGUCACAGCUGGCAUCAACUGCACCAACUACCAUGUGAUUGUCAGAGGACUGAAUGUGGCUUAUUUACAAGUACCUGUCGAAAGAAGAGAGGAACUUGCUACAAAUCUAGUAGUUUACCUCAGACAGUCUCUUCACCAGAUCAGUCAGCUUGCCUGCAAACAGGGUGUCCAAAAUGACACUGACUGGCUGGUUCUGAACCUUGGUCAGUUUUUCACCUAUGUGCCUUAUUCUGACUUGGCAGAAUUCAACAUCUCUAGGGAAGCCGUGUUUGGCUCUCUAACUGGUGAACAGAAGGUGGAGCGAAUCUUGACACCUGAUCUGGUGGAUGACGAGUCUGCUGUUAGAGAAUUGUUUGGAUCUGUUGUAAACUCUCCAGACCAGAACCAGUUGGAUGAUUUUUUUAAGAAAUUGAUCCGCAUAUCUUCACAGAGAAACGUGUCAAGCAUCAGCACUGCUGUGAGCAGCAUAAUUUUGAACAUGACAUUGAUGGACCUGGCGAACAGAUUUGAAACCUUCGAUCCGCAGACGUUUGCUUUAUGGUUCCAGACGUACCUGCACGUUUUCCUCCCUGGGAUUGGUCCAGAUAGCCUUUCUGUCAUCCCCAGGACCAUCAGCUGCGAUUCUUACAGAGAAAUUGUGAAAGGCUGUGAUAACGUUUUCAGCAGUCUCACACCGAUUCAGACAGAGUACGUCUACAGUUUCACACGAGACUAUCUCUCCCAUCAGCCCAGCCAAGGAGAUUCUUGUCUGCUGAAUACUAACAGUGACUCUGAUUGGCUUCUGAAAAACUUUGGACGGUUCCGCUUCAUCGCCAAAUUUACUGACUUUACCAGUUUGAAGAGAGACUUUAAUGGGGUCGAGGUGGCAGAGCUUCUGACCGUGUCUCAGCUGGCUGGGCUUUGCUCCGACCCGUCCCGGCUCAGUGGACCAGCGGAUGUUCACACAGUGAUGAAUGAGCUUCAAACGCAAACGCUUUCAGAGUUUUUCGAUGUUCUUUCUCCAAACAUCCAAGUGAAUGAGCUGGGCUACCCUGCAGAGGUGAAGCGAGCCUUCCUGCAGACAGUGUUUGUGCGAGGAGAUCUGUCGUCUCCUUCGGUCAGUGAUGCUGAGCUGUCAGUCUGGCUCACGGUUCGACUCAGGCCACUGCUGUCCACUUUGAGCUCAGCAGAUGCUUCGGUGUAUUUUGACAUCAUAAGGGCUCGUGGCUGCAGCGUCCAACAGGAGGCCGUCAAUGUGCUGGACUCUCAAAGGACGUCUCUGGAUGGAAACACACAACGUCAGAUCUAUAACAACAUCCAACAGCUACUCACAGACGCUCCUCUUCGCUGUUAUGUCCGGGGCAGUUUCUACCUCUUCCUCAAGUCUUUCUUCCUCCAGUUUGGAUUUCCAGACCUCAACACCUUCCAGUCUCUGAUCCCUGCGGACAGGAGGCCUGAGCUGCUGAGCUCCAUCUCUACAGCCGAGCUGAGCCAGUUCCUGAACGCACCUCAGACGCUCGGAGACGGCUCGGGACUCUGCCAUCUGCUCGGCCAGUACAACCAGACCGCACGCUAUCUGGAGACGGAGCCGCUGGGAUCUGUGGGUUUGGCCCGGCAGGUGUUGUCCUGCGUCUGGCCUGGAGCUCUGAAGCUGGACGUCCAGUCCGAGGUGGAUCAGUGGUUCGAACAUCGACUCGUGCGAUACCUGCCUCUGCUCAGCUGGCAGCUCAUCAGUCCCACACAGCUCCGCAGCGCCAGCUGUUUAGCCUACAGGAAACUUGUUUCAGUUCUCGGAAACAACUACAACUUCUCCAGAACUGACUUCACCCCAGAGGAUGUGUACAGCUCAGUGAAGGUGUAUCUCUCAAAUGGUGGCUCACCGCGCUGCUAUAACACCUCCGAUCCUCAGCUGAACUCCACAGAUUGGCUUGUGAGCUACAUUGGCAUCUUCAUCAGAUUCGUCAACCUGUCUGACCUCAACUCCUUCGUGUCGUCUGACCAGAUUGGUGUGUUCUUGGAGAACCCGGAGAACCUUCAGCUGCUCAAUGGCACCGUAACCAUCCAGUCCAGCGUAGCUAUCUACUAUGUGACACAGCUGUACAAUCAGAACCCGUCCUUCAACCCCAUCAGGCUGCCAGGUCAGUUCCUGUGUGCAGUCCCUUCAUUUGCGUUAGAGCUUUUAGGAGGCGCAGACAGUUUGGUGCUCAUCCAGCGGAUCAACGUGUUCUGUAAUGGAACCGAGAGCCCUGAGAUCACCUCUGCUCUCGCAGCCAAUCUCCCUUCGCUUUCCUCCUCCACCAUCCAGCUGCUCGGCAGUCAGAGCGUGGGCCUGACGGAGGCUCAGAUAAGCUCCGCCUCCUCUGAUGUCAUCAAGGGCGCGCUCUCGACCCUCAGCGCCGUCGACGGCUGGAAUCAGGGCCAAGCUAACGCCGUCAUACAGACUCUCAUCAAGUCUGACUUUCCAUUGAACACCGGCUCCUCGCUGCUGUCUCUCGGGACGCUCGUCAAAGGCGUUCCAGCAGAAACCAUCUCCAGCAUUGAACCUUCAGAGCUCCUGGCCAUAUCCCAAAAUCCCACAUUCCUCAGCAACAUCCUCUCAGCACCAGAAAUCCUGCAGCUGGUUUAUGUCACGAAGAUCGUGUCUAUAGAUGAAACUAAAGUCAUCGAGAACGUUCCGGACGUGUUGGCUGGCUUGAUCCCGCGUGUCUUGUUGAUCCCUCAGGAGUCUGUGAACAUCACACUGAUCAACCAGAAGCAAUGGACACAGGAGCAGGCCGUGAUGCUGUUCGGCUCCGUGGCGAGUGUCAGUGAGGACACUGAGGAGCUGUCUGAGGAGCUGCUGCAGGGCUUCACCUGCACGUCUGUCCGGACGCUGGCCGAGCCCAAGGUCAAGCAGCUGGUCAAAGCCUGCAGACGACGGCCAGGACGGCAGAAGGUCCAGCUGAAGGAGAGUCAGCUGAUGUGCAUGUACAACUAUAUGAAAGAUGAGCCUUCGCCAAGCUUCGCAGAUUUACCUUCAGACAUCCUGCUUUACUACAACUAUGAGAAGGUGGAGGAGGCGAACUGCCGCUCAUAUUUCAGCGCUGUGGGCACGGCAGAUUUCUCCGUUCUUUCCAGUGUCCUUGACAAACAGAAGACUCUGUUCAACAACGCACAGAGCUGUCUGGGUAUUUCGGAUCAAAGGCUGAGCAAGGAUCACGUGGAGGUUCUGGGUAACCUGACCUGCACUCUCGACGCCGUCUACAUCCAGAACUCUGACCCAGCCAUCAUUGAAAGCCUGAAGAAGUGUCACGAUCUGUCCGACACUCAGAUCAGCGCUGUGCAAUCACUGCUGCUCUCGGGAGAGACUGUCUAUGGGAACUCUUCUGCUUGGGAUCAGCAGACGCUGGAGAACCUCGACACCCUGCCGCUGUACUUCACUGACGACUUCUGGAGCCGCUUCAGCACGCCUCUGAAGAGGAGCUACAUGAAGGUGUUCAUGCCAUUCCUGAGGACCAGAAACACAGAGAAGCCGAAACUAAAGAAUCUCUUUAAGAACUGCAACGCUGAGUUAGACGCUCGAAGCAGAAUCAGGCGCUCUGCAGACUGCACCGCGGGAAACAUCACAGAAGCCACCAUCGCAGACGCCUCGUUCCCGUUCGGAUACACCGUGGCCCAGUUCGACGCCUGUCUGAGCGCCAGGGUCCUCAGAGAUAACCUGGCCGCCGUCUCUGAGAAAGUGGACGACAACGACUUCCAGAGAAUCAUUCUGAGCAAGCUGAAGCAGGUGUAUCCGGCGGGACUCUCUGACAGCACACUGCAGCUGCUCGCAUCUGUCUCACGACAAGCCACGGUGGACGAGAUCAGGACCUGGAGCAUCACCAGCAUCGACGCGCUGACCGCACUGAUGGACUCACACAACGGAGGAUGGGACAAAGACAAGAGUAAGGAGGUGAUCCUCAGGUAUCUGAGUGUGCCCGGUCACACUUUAGGCACUAAUGAGCUGAACAUCAUCGGCUCGAACAUCUGUGCACUGAACAUCUCAACACUUCAGAGCAUUACAGCGAGAGACCUGAGCAAUGCAGAAGUUCUGGAUCUGUCCUCGUGCUCCUUUGAGCAGAAAUCAGUUCUGUACAGCACUGCCAACUCCUCGUUCAGAGCUCAGCGCAGCAACAGCCCGAUUUACUUCCACCUCAUCAGCCCUUACCUCGGUGGUGCUCCGGUUGAGGACGUGAGGGCUUUGGCCUCUUCUAACAUCACUAUGGACAUCAGCACCUUCAGAAGCCUCAGUGUACCUGUGGUGACGGGUCUGAGUGUGUCUGAUGUGCGUGCGCUCAUGGGUUCAACCGUGGCCGAUCUGAAGGUGUUUGAGAAUGACUCUGUGGUUCAGGCAUGGAUCUCCUCACAGCCGCAGUCUCAGUUAGACAUGCUGAACCUGGGUCUGCGUGGAGGCCGAGCCGACCUGAGCACAUCCGCACCCAUCACCGUCCAAAACAACAACAGCAGCAGCACCGCUAACAGCAGCACCGCUAACAGCAGCACCGCUAACAACAGCACCGCUAACAACAGCAGCGCUAACAGCAGCAGCAUCACCGGCAGCGGCACGCAGUCAGCGGCUCCUGGCCAAUCAGCUGCAGCGACUGUCACUGCACAGGGAUCUGCAUCAGCUCUUCGUCUCGGUCCAGGCCUGUGGCUCGUCCUGGCCUGUGUGUGGCUUCUGACCUUCACAUGAUAGAUGAUAUGACGUACUUAAUCAAAAAUCUAUGAACUCAUCAUCAGAAAUCCGUUAGAUUAACACAAGUGCUCCAUUGGAUCAAUAAUGUAGCAUCAAAUAUAUAUCGGAGCAAUAUUAAAUAGAAUAUCAGUAAUUCACUUUAGUUGAUUUUUGUGUCUCUCUUGUGUCUUUAUAGUCAUAUUUGUUCUGAAGUUAUUUUUAAUUUAAUUUGUGAUGAUUGUAUAAUCUGUGAACUAAUUUAAAACAUAAGUCUAGUCUAAUAAAAAUAUUUACACAUUAUCUGACGAAAAUGAAGGAAAUCACAGUUUUGUUAAAUUAAUAUGAUAGAAUAGCUAAUUAUUUUGUGCCUUAGUAGAAUAUUAUUUUCACAUUCACUUUUACUGUAAAAUCAAAUCACUUUCACUUCAAUAAAAUCUUCAUCUUUAUCUGCA
Messenger RNA from Carassius gibelio (silver crucian carp), 5299 nucleotides. RefSeq lists its product as uncharacterized. The transcript is spliced from 34 exons. The coding region runs from base 48 to 4865 and encodes 1605 amino acids. Gene Ontology annotation, cellular component: cell surface. Lineage: Eukaryota; Metazoa; Chordata; Actinopteri; Cypriniformes; Cyprinidae. Gene Ontology annotation, biological process: cell-matrix adhesion. The record is from RefSeq and is a predicted model, not a curated record.